Lytechinus pictus (painted urchin) is the source of this 7838-nucleotide messenger RNA. RefSeq names its product DCN1-like protein 3. Gene Ontology annotation, cellular component: ubiquitin ligase complex. Bases 124 to 1068 code for a protein of 314 amino acids. Gene Ontology annotation, molecular function: ubiquitin conjugating enzyme binding; cullin family protein binding; ubiquitin-like protein binding. The transcript has a single exon. Lineage: Eukaryota; Metazoa; Echinodermata; Echinoidea; Temnopleuroida; Toxopneustidae. The record is from RefSeq and is a predicted model, not a curated record. Gene Ontology annotation, biological process: protein neddylation.
GUCCUGAUGUUAUUAAUUUGAGGGACCUCUCCUCUAUAUGACCUUGUUUUGGUCCACACAACCCCAGUGCUCACCUAUGGUCCCCAGGCUAUCUUGCCCGGCGCCAUCCACCAAGCCACCCUCAUGGGCAAGUGUUUCUCCGUCUGCAACCCAGGUUCAACCAACGUGGAAGAGCAGAAUGGCAAGAACAAAGCACAACUCCCUCCCAAGCCCCCUCAUCAUGCCACAGCUAUAGAGCACCCUACUGCCCAACCAGUUCAGUACGUCCAACAUAUCAGCACAACCGGAGGCCGUGCAGGCAACCUCCCUCUCCGUCCUGCUGGGGACUCGAAUAAUGGUAGUCACAGCAGACCUGCGCAUGACACGCACAAGCAGUUCCCCCGACAAAACGGUGUAGAGACAAACGCAGCCAUGAAGUCAGACUUCUCUGAGCGAAAGGCAAACAAACUCUUUGAAAAAUAUAAAGAUAAUUCUGAGGAUGCCAUUUUGGCGGAAGGCACCGAAAGAUUUUGUCAGGACCUUAAGGUCAGUCCAGAGGAUUUUAUAGUACUAGUCAUUGCAUGGAAGUUUCAGGCGGCAGUCAUGUGCCGCUUCACGCGGACUGAAUUCAUCCAAGGUUGUCGCACCCUACGUGCUGACUCCAUCAAUGCUAUCAAAGCCAAGUUUCCAGAACUGCGACACGAGGUCAAGACGAAUGAAGCCAUGUUCAAGGAUCUUUAUCGGUACACAUUCGGCUUUGGCUUGGACACUGAAGGGGGCCAGAGAACUUUACCUUGUGAGAUUGCAAUACCUCUAUGGAAGCUUGUCUUCUUCUACCGACAACCCCCUAUCCUAGAUCGCUGGUGCAAUUUCCUGACUGCUAACCAUGUUAAAGGUAUAUCAAGAGACACAUGGCAGAUGUUUCUGCACUUUGUAGAGGUCAUUAAAGAUAAUCUCAGUAACUAUGACGACAACGAAGCCUGGCCUAGCCUUUUUGAUGACUUUGUGGAAUAUGAAAAUGAUAGAUUGAAAACCGAAAAUCAAGGUGGAAAGGAGGAUGACGACCAAGAGGAAACUCAUCUAGUGUAAAAAGAAUAUUAGGGAUACCCAUAUUUUUAAUUCAUUUUCACUUGUUUUAUUUGUGUCUUCUCCUUUUUCCUAAUGCAAGGUGCUCCAUUUGCUUCUUCAUGGCCCUUUCAAUUGCUGACAUUAGUUUCAAAAUAAGCAGUUACUUUUGUUUGACUGAUAUUCCAGUGACCAAGAAUCUUACUCUCUUAUUUUAUUAGUAUGAUAUUUUUGUGAACAAAGAAAAAAACUUGGGAGACUUCCAUAAUAACAUGCACGGAAGAGUAUAAAAUGUAGAUGUGCGUAUUAUGCAGCAUCUUGUUGUAACGUAUUUUUCUUAAAGCAGGAAAUGUAAUGACAUGCAGGGAUUAUUCUUUACAAACCUUGGUCAAAACAUGAUCAUAUUUAAACGCAUUUUUAUCUUUGAUACAGAAGAUUAAGUUAUCAGAAUCCAAAGAAUGCAUUUGUACUUCUUGGUACUUGGAUAUAUUUAUUAAUGGGUUUCCACAUUAUGUAGCCCUUAAUUAUUUGUAGAAUGCAUGUUUCAAUGCUAAAAUCCACAUAAAUAUUCAGACUCAAAAACCUUCUAUAACUUUGGAAUGUUUUAAAAUGUGUUUCAUAAAAUUACACCUACAUGUACAUGUAUAAACUGCUCUUAUGAUUAUCUGGAAGUUUAAGUGCCAAAUUAGAGCCUAAACUUUGGCUGAAGUCUCAUUAAUUUUUUCAUGUACUUCAAAUGAAAUUCCUGUGAAUUUAUUGCAAAAUAUACCGGUAGUCACAGAAACACGGCAAAAUAUAGUCAUACACAUGUACUGUAGACUUGGCAUAAAAAUAUGUUUUCAUAGGGAGAAUGGUACUUAUUCAAGAACUUUAAUAUAAUGCAACUAAAAAUGGUUGGUUGAAGAACAAUCGCUUUCCAUAUCCCAUCUGUUAAUAAAGGCAUUUGUAACUUUCUUUAAUAAAAACAGCGUUAUGAUACACCCUUCCCCUUGAAGUAUUGUAAUGCACUUCAGAAUUGUCAAACUUCAUAUUAAUUUCUGGAAGAUGUGAUCACCCGACUCAAAGCCUACAAUAAGUUUUUAAAAAUAAUUUUCAUAAGUAUCCCAAUUAGAAGAGCACAUUUUAUGAUUUAAUUUGACAAAAUUGAUCGACCAAAGCCCAUAUAAAUAUUAUGGAUUUUAGAUUUCUCAUUCUUGACGCACAAUCUUCUAAUUGGGGGGAAAAUAUAUAUAUAUUUUUUUUGCAUGAAUAAGGAGGAGAACUCAGCAUCUACAUGUAUGGAGGAAAGAUUAUGUGUCAUAUGAGGUUUCAGGGAGAGAUUAAAAGAAGAAGAAAACUGUUUAAUAUUUAGAGCCCAACUGACUUUUCUGGCAUGUUACAUUGUCUUUUUGUAGCUUUGAGCUGGUUGGUCAAAGAGGUAAUCACUGUCACAUACAUGUAGUCCCCUUUAGUCAUAUGACUUUUUGAAAUUUGAAAAGCUUUCCCAAGUGCAAUGUUUGAAAAUAUUUUUUCUGAAUGUAAAACUGUUGGAUUCUACAUGUAUUUUACAUGUAUCUGAAAUCUGUAAAUGAUCUUCCUCCUGGGAGAGGGUGAAGAGGGGGGGGGGGGGGGGGGUCACUGAAUAUUAUUGCUCGACAAGUUACAUGUAAUACCAAAAAUGGUAAAACUUGUACUUUUUGCUGGUCAAAGGAUUUUGGACCUAUCUCAGACAGUAUAAACUUCCAAGAGUUGAUAAUUUGUCCUUUAAAAGAUGUAUUACUUUGGAUACAAUGUACAAGUAUGAUUCGGAAGUAAAUACAGUAAAUUAAAUUUCUUGCAUUAAUGGAUAAAUGUUAAUAAUUUUUGUGAAGGUUGAAAUCAAAACAGUUAGGUUGACAUGAUAGACUCAACAGUUGCCCAUUGUAGGGUUCAUGUACCUGUAUUAAAGGGUUUUUUUUUUUUUUUGGUAUGAUUAUAAGUACCUCACAAAAAUCAUAUAAUGGAACUAAAUGUCAGAGAAUAUAGAUACAAAUAACAAAUGGGUUAUACUUCAAAUAACCUCCUCUUGUGCAGUGUAUUUAUUCAGUACUACUGAUGUUUAAUAUUGAAAAUUAUUUUUAAUAUCGAUUUUGAAAUUAUUUUAACAUCGUUUUGCAUUGUUGAGAUAUGAGGGGUUUGGCUGAACCCAAUCAUCAUAAAAUAUGUUUGAUUACGUUUUAACUUGCAUUAUGUUCAUGUAUUUGGAUGUUUCAUUUAUAGCUUCUAUAAUGUGGAUGACAACUCGGUAAAUUAAUAGACGAGAUAAAUAAAAUGCUGCAUCUCAAUUAGAUUUAUAAAGAAAACAAAACGUGUUAAAGAAAAUAGAAACAAGAUUUUUCUUAUCAAUCAAUUUGAGAACUGUUGAUAUGAAACUGUCUUCAACAUGUAUGCAUAAUCGAGCUUAAUAACCUCUUUUUUGAAAGAAUUAUAAUAGCAGUCUAUGAACUGCAUGUCAUAUUUAAUUUUAUCUAUAUUGACAAACACAUUACGACCCCAUUUCUCCCAUGCCUUGAAAGGUUUCUUUCCUAUUCGUCUAAUGCCUAUUCAUCCAAUUGCCAACUCGUCUACUAUUAUUUGGUCUACCAUCAAUUCGUCCACUAUCCACCACAUGGUCUAAUUGCAAAUUCGUCUACUCACCAUUUCGUCUAAUAACCAGUUGGUCCAAUGGCCAUUUAGUCCAUAUACCAUUUGGGCUAAGUGUUAAUUGUGCAAAAUGAAUGAAAAUGAAAUUAUUAGACCAACUGGUUAUGAGACGAAAUGGUCAUAGACGAAAUGGUGAUUAGACAAAGUGAUGAUUGGACCAAAUGGUUAUUGAACCAAAUGGUUGUUAGACGAAAUGUUGAUGGACGGAAUGGCAUUAGACUAAAUGAAAUAGACCAUGAGGUGAGUGGACGAAUUGGCAAUUUACCCGUUGAAAUCAUCAGAUCCCAUCUUUAUUCAUAAUACAGACCUGCAUGUAUUUAAAAAUAUUCCUUUUCCCAGUAAUGCCUGACAUAGCAGGAUAUAAUCAAUUGCAAAUUUAUUGUUUUUAUUUAUUGAACUUUUCUAUGUAGGGACACACAUUCUGUCCUUUAUUACAAUCCUGAUUUUGAGGGUUUUUUUUUUUUCAUCUGCACAUGUCGUUGUUUCAUUGUGAUUUUUGAAAGAAGAUAUUUUGUGACUUACCUGUUUUUCAGUUGAAUAUCCAAACUUGUCAGAUUUUAUUCUAUUCUUUUAUGCACAUGGUAAAUUUUAUUUAAAAAAGCAUGUGAAAGAAGUGGUAUAUUACAAUUAAGGAUGUAGUUGAGAUUGGAUUUGAGGCAUCAGUUGCUACAGUCUUGGCAUCAGCCAUAGAAUAGGCGUAAAUGUACAAAGUCAGAACCCUCAUCCACAACUCCAUAGAUCUCAGUAUCUCUCCUUUGUUUAUUUUGUGCUGAUUUUUUAUCAUAAGAUUAAUCUUAAUUUAAGCCUACUUAUCAUUUUUAUUCAUGCUCAGUUUUCACUUGUGAAUGUUAUUUCAUCUUGGGUCAUUUUUUCCACUUUGUUUUCCAUGUUUGUGUGAGCAGAAACUUAAAACAAUUUUGUACAGGUUACAAAUCUUAUUGUCUUUAAAUACACUCAGACACUUUUGAGAAGUGUCAUCAUUUUUUAAUAAGUUUAUAAUUUUCUGAUUAUUGUACAAAGUAAGAUUACUAUUUUUAUUUAAUAUUUAAGAAAAGUUAAGAAACUUUAUAUGUGUUUUGUAUAUGCAUAUACUCUUGUGAUGUAUUUCAACAUUUUUAUACAUGUACACCAAGUUCAUAUUGAAUCAUUGAAUAUUUGUAGAAUGCUGAUAUGUGUGUUGUGUUUAAGUCCAAAGAAAUAUCCUUUCAUCAUAUAAAAAAUUAAUGUGUUGUGAAAGUAGAAUUGUUUGUUCACUGAUACACAUAUUUUGCUAUAAUUCCAGUUCUACCCGUAUGAGAGCGAUCAAGCAUUUUAAAAACUAGAACUAUGUAGAAUUCACUACACUCUUCCAAGAUUCGUGGAUACAUUGAAUUCUAAGUAAGACUAAUGACAGUGUUUGCUCUCAAUAUACAUGACUUAAUCUUGUUGCCUUGGCAACCAAUCAUUAACUUUUCUUCACUUGAGAAGUACAUGUAGCAGUUAAUCCUUUUAAUACUUUACAGAGUUUCAAUCUUUAUUACACAAAUGAAAGUGAAAUAGAAAAAAAUUUCAUUGCUUCAUCUUAACAGUCUCCAUUGCCAUAUUGAUCAUGAAUGUAACUGAAAUAGAUUGUAAAAAAAUAGAAAUAAAUGUACCCUCUAUAACAAAUGUACCUCCAAUUUGCAUGAUCAAAAUCUCAUCUCCAUCUUCUGUGAAAAAGCAACAAAUUUUUUUUUUUCUUAGAAUAUUCAUUUUUCCAAGACAAGUAUCCAUGGGUGCAUUAAGGCUACUUUAGCAAAGGCAGAAUCAUCGCAAACACACUCCCACAGAGUGUUUUUAAUAUUACGGUAUUGUGUUUAGGUGAAUUCGCAAAAGUGCAUUGCGUGUUCUGUAUUGACCCAGAAGAAAAGAAAAUGUUGGGCAUGUGCUUUUACCAAAAGAGUAGUGUUAUAUUGCGAUCUUGAUCAAACAACAACGUGAUGUAAUGAUGUUGUUUUAAGCAUUUAGAAUUGACGCUAUGUACAUUGUUGCAUCCCCAGGAACCGUCUUUUUGAGGAAUGCUGAUCGCACAUGUACAUGUAAAAUUGUUAAGAGUUAACAAUCUUCAUUUAGACAAGAAUGGGGAAAAUGCUUAACUUAACAUGUGUCAAAAGCCAAAGUAUUGCCUGAAAAUGGGAAUUGUACACUGUAAAAAGGCACCCAUAGGCAAAUGCAAGGAUACAGUGUACAUAACAUACCAUCUCGGAAUGUGGAAACGAAAUGUCUGGCCUGGAAGAUUAGUCGGGAACGAUCGGAAUUAAUAGGAAUUAGUACACUGAAGGAGUGAUCAAAGCACAAAGGUGAAUUUUUGUGAAUAAAUCCUCAGAUUUUCUAAUGAAUAAGGAAACAUAUUUCUUUGUUCUGAGCUUUUAAAUGUUCAGUGAUCAGGAAUGGUUCCAAAAUAGAUCGUCACAUCUUUCUGCACUAUGUGCACAGUAAUUGCAGUUUUCUUUGACCUUCUGAUUUGGAUAUAACUUUAUGAAUGUUAAUAUGUCUUGUAGCUUUCAGAUUGUAACAAUUACAACUAUAAGUAUACAUAAUUUUGCUGCGAGUUUACUUAAAAUCGGUCCGUUGAUCAUACUCAUAUGCUCAAAAUCCACAAAUUUUAUUUUUAAAUUUGAUUGUCAUGUAUUGAGUUUUUAUUCUAUCCACUUGCAAAUUUGUUGAACAGGUCUUCAUGUCAUAUGGACACCUGUAUAUAGUUUGCUUUUGAGAACAUUCAGAUUGUUGAAAUAAUACAUGCACCAUUGACAUUGUUAUAUUCCAAACUUGUUAAUACUUGUUCCUACAAUAGAAACUUGGAAUAACGAGACCUGGGGCCGGUUAAAGAAAGAGUUCAAAUGAAUUGCACCUCAAAAAUAUCAAAGGCAGUUUGAAUUUUGACCAAUCAGAAUUACACAUUUUAGACUUGUGCUCAAUUUUUUUAGUUAUGUUUUGCAUUCAACACUUUCUGCAAUUAGGCCCCAGUUCAAGUUGGAUCAUCAAAAUAUCUUGACGGAUUAUUAAAAAUACACAGAAAAACACAGAAAAACACACUAUCAUUUAAAUGGUAAGUAACAGGAUUGUUUACUACCAUGUUACACAAUCGCCACAUUUCUGUGUUGUUUUGGAAUCCAAUCAUGUUGAGUGGUAUUAUGAAGUAUGCUUGUCCUUCUCAGUUAAAAAUCAUUUUGAUAUUGCAAUUUUGUAUCAAUCUGGUGUUGUGCAGGUAAGCUUUGCCAUCAACCAAAGACCAACAUCAAACCUUGUUAUGAAACAUUUUAGACUGCAUGUAUUGAUAAAAAAUUCUUCUGUGGGGAAUGUUAAAUGUGACUUAAAGUUAUGCUUUCAUGCCAAUGCACAGAUGAUAUUUAAUGUGCAAUUUUAUUGAUCAGAACGUUGUAAAGCACGUCUACUUUACACAAUACCAAUGCAGUGUUGUGUUUUAUAAUGCACGCAAACAGGAAUUUAAGUGAUUUUUAAAGAGAUGGGGGGUACAGUACAUGCCUAUGAUAAUCUGAUGAAUAAUAGUUGUCUAAACUUUUCUGUGAUUUUGCAACAUUUUGUGGUCAAACUGAAUAGUCGUCAGUGUAGUCAUAGUCACAUGGCAUUUUGUAAUUAUUCCAUGCAUAAUGAGGCCAUUCUUCAAUUUAUCAUGCAAUUUGUUUCCUGUUUUGCCAGUCUAUUAAACUCGCUUCAUUUGUUUUAUCUUAAUCUCUCUCUCUCUCUCUCUCUCUCACCUCUGCCAUUUUCUCCCAUAUUCUCUUUCUCCUGCAUGUCUUACAUGUAUGUUUUAACUAUCUGCCUCUCUUUCUUUGUCUCCAUUUCUCGUCUUCUCUUGUCACCCCCCCUUCUCUCUCUCUCUCUUUCUCUCUCUCACACACACACUGUAGUAUUUCCAAUUGUGCUGUUUAUCAAUCUUUAUCAAACUAUUGUCUGCCUGACAGUCUGCCCUUGGCCACUAUGCCAAGUACGAUCUAAUUAUAACCCAUGCCCAGGCGUUCAAAUUCAACAAUCAAUGCACUGAAAGAUAUGUAUGUAUCCGUCAUCUCCUGUCACAAAACUAUUACGGAAUACAGUUGCCUUGGUGAUAUUUUGGAGGACAAUUAAUGUAAUAAAUGAAUUCUACAAAACUA